This is a messenger RNA of Salvia hispanica, 1551 nucleotides long. Its product is annotated as AP-3 complex subunit mu-like. The record is from RefSeq and is a predicted model, not a curated record. NCBI's taxonomy places the organism in Eukaryota, Viridiplantae, Streptophyta, Magnoliopsida, Lamiales, Lamiaceae. Gene Ontology annotation, biological process: vesicle-mediated transport; intracellular protein transport. Gene Ontology annotation, cellular component: clathrin adaptor complex.
AAAAGAAAAAUAGUUUGAGGAUUAGAGCUUAAAAUGGAUUGGAACAGCAGAGCCAGCGCAGUUUGGAACAGCCUUUACAAAUUUAGGGAACAAAAUCGGGAAAACAUGAUGCAGUGUAUAUUUCUUCUAUCAGAUUCCGGGGAAGUGUUGCUUGAGAAGCAGCUUACUGGUCACCGGGUUGACCGCGCCAUAUGUGAUUGGUUCUGGGACCAUAUACUUACUCAAGGUGAAUCUUUGAAGCUUGUACCUGUUAUUGCUUCACCCACCCACUACCUGUUUCAAGUUGUUCGUGAGGGGAUCACCUUCUUGGCGUGCACCCAAGUUGAGAUGCCACCUUUGAUGGCAAUUGAGUUCCUUUGCAGGGUCGCUGAUGUUCUUUUAAAUUAUUUGGAUGGCUUGAAUGAAGACGUGAUUAAGGAUAACUUUGUUAUUGUUUAUGAGCUGCUAGAUGAGAUGAUAGACAAUGGCUUCCCUCUAACAACAGAACCUAAUAUCCUAAGGGAAAUGAUAGCUCCUCCAAACAUUGUUAGUAAGGUUCUGAGUGUUGUCACUGGUAGCACAUCCAAUGUGAGCAAUACACUUCCCGGGGCAACUGCUUCUUGUGUUCCAUGGAGAAAGACAGACCUUAAGCACGCCACGAAUGAAGUUUAUGUUGAUCUUGUGGAAGAAAUGGAUGCCACUAUAAACAGAGAUGGGAAUCUGGUAAAAUGCGAGAUAUACGGUGAAGUUGAAGUAAAUUCAAAUUUAUCAGGUCUUCCGGAUCUAACUCUGUUGUUUGCGAACCCUUCGAUUUUUAACGAUGUGAGAUUUCACCCUUGUGUUAGACUUCGGCCAUGGGAAGCUAACCAGAUUUUAUCCUUUGUGCCACCUGAUGGACAAUUUACCCUCAUGAGUUACAGGGUAAAGAAGUUGAAGAGUACUCCAAUCUAUGUGAAGCCACAAUUCACCUCAGAUUCAGGGACAUGUCGUGUAAGUGUUUUGGUUGGAAUUCGGAAUGAUCCUGGGAAGUCAAUUGAUAAUAUUGCAGUUCAGUUCAAACUACCACCUUGUGUCAAAUCAUCUGAUCUUUCGUCAAAUUAUGGAUCCGUGAAUGUUCUUGCUGACAAGACCUGCUCGUGGACGAUCGGGCGGAUGCCAAAAGAUAAAGCUCCUUCCAUGUCUGGAACCUUAGUUCUUGAAACAGGCAUGGACCGGCUUCAUGUAUUUCCGACUUUCCAAGUUGGUUUCAGGAUCAUGGGAGUUGCUCUCUCCGGCUUAAAAAUCGAUAAGUUGGACCUAAAGAAUCCACUUUCUCGGCCGCAUAAAGGUUUUCGGGCUCUUACAAGAGGAGGUGAGUUUCAAGUGAGAUCAUGAUCAGAUUAUCGAUGCAAGAAGCAUAAUAUCAAGUGUGACCUUCAGUGUUUCAGUUGUACAUUUAUACAUUGAAGGGUAUUGGUGCAUGAAUAGCCCUUGUUUUUAAUCAUAAGUAAUUAUUUUUUGAAUUUUUUUGUUUCAAAUACUCCUCCAUCAAUCUCUGUGAUUUGAGUUUUACUCGGGUGAAAUGAUUGCAUA